Molecule: messenger RNA, 4257 nt
Organism: Talaromyces atroroseus
Lineage: Eukaryota; Fungi; Ascomycota; Eurotiomycetes; Eurotiales; Trichocomaceae
Product: Chromatin structure-remodeling complex subunit snf21
Exons: 4
Coding region: 1-4257 (1418 amino acids)
Biological process (GO): positive regulation of transcription by RNA polymerase II
Cellular component (GO): nucleus
Molecular function (GO): ATP binding; histone binding; ATP-dependent chromatin remodeler activity
Source: RefSeq, a predicted model, not a curated record
AUGGCCUCCAUCCAACAAGUCCCCAAUAACAUGGGGAAUGCCAAUGCCAAUGCUAACAUGGGCUUGCCCUCGGACCUAACGCCUGCUCGUUUGCAGGAGGUCUACCAGAAAUACCGCGAAAUGCAGAAUUCUGGCGUCCGGCAUGAUGAUCCCGAAUAUAUCAAGGCGCAUAACAUCCUUUCCGCCGUACAAAAGCAGCAGGCGUUCGCUAAGCAGCGGCUUCAACAGCAGCAGCUACAGCGACAACAGCAAUUGCAGCAACAAGCCAACGGGAACAAUGCCGAUGGAAUUGUUAAUGGUGCAAAUGGUCGCUCUGGCUCGGUACCAUCUGCGCCUAAUGGAUUCCAAGGUCCAAGCUCCGUUGCUACUGGGGGCCAACCUUCUUCCGCUCAAAAUGCGCUCCCUGGUGCUGCAAGGAAGGUGCCAGCACCGGCCGGAAGCUUUUCAAUCGAACAGCUGAAUAUCCUUCGAAAUCAAAUUGCGGCUUUCAAACUACUUGCCAAGAACAGCCCGGUUCCACUGCCUCUUCAGAAGCAGCUAUUCGGUCAAAUAAAGAGUCAAACGACUACUCCUGUUAACAACGUGGCCGCCGCAGAGUCUGUUAUUGAAGCCGCCACGGAUGCUCAAGGUGACAAGCCAGUUGACACUGCCGAAAAGGAAGCACAACUCAGUAACUUCUAUGAGAAGCUUCAAUCGCCUUACGAACUGCUGUCCACAACAAUUGGCUAUUCCGACCAUGCGAUCAGGGCGAACCGGCCUCGCAUUCCGAGCAUCUUCCCUACAGGUGUUGAUCUGGAACAAGUUCGCGAAGACAGGGAGUUGCUCAUUUACAAUAAGAUUACCGCUCGGAAAGCCGAGCUUGCAAAGCUUCCUGCGAAUCUUGGAGUUUGGGAUACUAGUCGGAGUGAGCUCGCGGCUCCUGAUGAUUCGUUGAAACUGAAGGCUUUGAUUGAAUACAAGAUGCUUCAUCUUCUACCAAAACAGCGUAAAUUUCGCCAACAGAUUCAGCAGGAAAUGUUCCAUUUUGACAAUCUUGGAAUGACUGGAAACCGCUCUGCCCAUCGUCGAAUGAAGAAACAGACGUUACGUGAAGCACGUAUUACAGAGAAACUAGAGAAACAACAACGUGACGCCAGGGAGAACCGCGAUAAGCAGAAACAGGGCGAAAAGAUUCAAGCAAUUCUGGUGCACAGUCAAGAAGUACUGCAAGCUGGCGCUCAACAGCGUGCUCGCAUGCAGAAAUUGGGUCGCGCAAUGCUCCAGCAGCAUCAGCACAUGGAGCGAGAAGAGCAGAAACGUGUGGAACGUACUGCGAAGCAACGUCUACAAGCUCUUAAGGCCAACGAUGAAGAGACUUAUCUUAAGCUCUUGGGCCAGGCAAAGGAUUCUCGUAUUUCUCAUUUGCUGAAACAGACCGAUGGCUUCUUAAAUCAGCUAGCUUCCUCAGUGAAAGAACAACAGCGCAGCCAUGCGGAACGAUAUGGAGGCGAUACUCAGUUUGAAGAAGAAGAGGAAGAAGAGGAGUACGACACAGAUGAAGAGGGCGGCGGUCGUAAAAUUGACUACUACGCUGUGGCUCACCGCAUCAAGGAGGAAGUCACAGUGCAGCCGACUAUCUUGGUUGGUGGAACUCUGAAAGAGUACCAAUUGAAGGGCUUACAAUGGAUGAUUUCACUGUAUAACAACAACCUCAACGGUAUUCUCGCUGAUGAGAUGGGUCUCGGAAAGACCAUUCAAACGAUCAGUUUGCUUACUUACUUGAUCGAAAUCAAGAAGAACAACGGCCCUUUCCUUGUCAUUGUUCCUCUGUCUACACUCACAAACUGGAACCUAGAGUUCGACAAAUGGGCACCAUCGGUAACGAAGGUUGUCUAUAAAGGCCCGCCUACUGUGCGAAAGCAGCACCAACAGACUAUUCGCUACGGUCAAUUCCAGGUUCUCCUCACCACUUAUGAAUACAUUAUCAAGGAUCGUCCCCUGUUGAGCAAAAUCAAAUGGCAGCACAUGAUUGUUGAUGAAGGUCAUCGUAUGAAGAACGCCCAGUCUAAAUUGAGCAGCACCUUGACCCAAUACUAUAACACUCGUUACCGUCUUAUCCUGACAGGUACUCCUCUACAAAAUAACCUUCCAGAAUUGUGGGCCUUGUUGAACUUCGUUCUGCCAAGCAUUUUCAAGUCUGUUAAGUCAUUCGAUGAGUGGUUCAAUACGCCUUUUGCCAAUACCGGUAGCCAAGACCGAAUAGACUUGACCGAAGAAGAACAGCUGCUCGUGAUCCGUCGCCUUCAUAAGGUCCUCCGACCUUUCUUGCUAAGACGCCUGAAGAAGGAUGUCGAAAAAGAUCUUCCUGACAAGCAAGAGCGUGUCAUCAAGUGCCGUUCUUCGGCUUUGCAGGCCAAGCUUUACAAACAACUUCUCACGUCCAACAAGAUGGUCGUCAGCGACGGCAAGGGAGGAAAAAUUGGUAUGCGCGGUCUAAGCAACAUGCUCAUGCAAAUGCGGAAGUUGUGUAACCAUCCUUUUGUCUUUGAACCUGUCGAAGAUCAAAUGAAUCCAACCCGAGGCACCAAUGAUCUCAUUUGGCGUACUGCGGGAAAGUUUGAACUGCUUGACCGUGUAUUGCCUAAGUUCAAGGCCACUGGCCAUCGAGUCUUGCUCUUCUUCCAGAUGACACAAAUCAUGAAUAUCAUGGAAGACUUCCUCCGCUUCCGUGGUCUCAAGUAUCUGCGUCUUGAUGGUUCGACGAAAUCUGACGACCGUUCCGAUCUACUGAAACUGUUCAAUGAUCCCAAUUCAGAUUACUUUUGCUUUCUGCUUUCAACGCGUGCCGGUGGUCUAGGUCUCAACUUGCAGACUGCCGAUACUGUCAUUAUCUACGAUUCAGAUUGGAAUCCCCAUCAAGAUCUGCAAGCCCAGGAUCGUGCUCACCGUAUCGGUCAGAAGAACGAAGUCCGAAUUCUUCGAUUGAUUACGUCAAAUUCGGUCGAAGAAAAGAUUUUGGGACGAGCCCAGUUCAAGCUUGACAUGGAUGGUAAAGUUAUUCAGGCUGGAAAGUUCGAUAACAAGUCAACAAACGAGGAACGAGAGGCUCUUCUCAGGACUCUUUUAGAAAGCGCUGAAGCUGGUGACCAGAUUGGCGGCGAUCAAGAUGAAAUAAUGGAUGACGAUGACUUGAACGUGAUCAUGGCUCGCUCUGAAGACGAGCUAGCAGUCUUCCAGAAGAUCGACCAAGAACGUGCCAAGACAGAUCAUUAUGGUCCUGGUCAUCAGUACCCACGGCUGAUGGGUGAAGAUGAAUUGCCCGAUAUUUAUCUUGCGGAAGAUGUUCCGGUCAGUAAGACUGAAGUUGAAGAAGUCGCCGGACGUGGAGCCCGUGAACGAAAGGUCACACGUUAUGAUGAUGGUCUCACUGAGGAUCAGUGGCUCAUGGCACUUGAUGCUGAUGACGAUACUAUUGAAGACGCCAUCGCCCGCAAAGAGGCGAAAGUCGAGCGAAUGCGUGCCAAUAAGGAAAAACGAGGUCGCAGAGGAACUGGCGCCGAAUCAUCACCCGAGCCAUCUCGUGAGAGUUCUGAAACUCCUCAAAUCAAAAGGCGUCGCAAGGGACCUCAAGGUAAACGGAAAGCGGACGAUAUCGCUGACGAUACACCCGCUACCAAGCGGAAGAGGGGAAAGCCUCCAAAAGUUGUCGAUACUCUCAGUAGCGGUGAUCGCGCAGCCCUGCAGGGGAUUUUGAACAAUGUCUACCAGACAUUGAUUGAUCUCGAGCAAGAGCUUCCACCUGACGAGGAAGACAGCGAUGACGAGCCCAUGUCAAGAUCCAUUAUAGAACCAUUCAUGAAGCCGCCACCCAAGAUACACUAUCCCGAUUAUUACAUGAUCAUCCAAAAUCCCAUCGCUAUGGAUAUGAUAAAGAAGAAGAUCAACCGAGAAGAAUAUCAAAGCACUCGAGAGUUCAGGGCUGAUAUCGGACUUCUGUGCCAAAAUGCCAGGACAUACAAUGAAGACACGAGUGUUUUGUUCGCAGAUGCAAACCAAAUCGAGAGCACAUGUCUGGCAGAAUUGAAAAAGCACACGGCAGAAUAUCCUCAGUUCGCCAACUUUGAAGGAGACGACGAGGCUGCAGGUGGCGUCUCCACGACAGAUGCUUUUGAUAGUGCUGAUACGCCGUCCGGUCAGCCCAAGAUAAAACUUACAUUCAACAGCAAUCGGGACAACUCAGGAGUAGCAAAUGUCGGCGCAGCCAGUGAUGACGAGUGA